Messenger RNA from Sclerotinia borealis F-4128, 483 nucleotides. The record is from the annotation of a GenBank genome assembly. NCBI's taxonomy places the organism in Eukaryota, Fungi, Ascomycota, Leotiomycetes, Helotiales, Sclerotiniaceae.
AUGGGUCAUCCAGCAGGUCUCCGCGCCGGUACUCGGUAUGCAUUCAGCAGAAACUUUAAGGAUCAUGGUAUGAUCAAGUUGUCGACCUACUUGCGCCAAUACAAGGUCGGAGACAUCGUUGAUAUCAAGGCAAACGGUGCCGUUCAAAAGGGUAUGCCCCAUAAGGUUUACCACGGAAAGACUGGUGUCGUCUACAACGUUACCAAGAGUGCCGUUGGUGUCAUCAUCUACAAGAAGGUCAAGCACAGAUACAUCGAGAAGCGUGUCAACCUCCGAAUUGAGCACGUUUCCCUCUCCCGCUCAAGAGAGGAGUUCGUCCGCAGAGUCAAGAAGAACGCCGAGUUGAAGAAGCAAUCGAAGACCGACGGUACCCACGUUCACUUGAAGAGACAACCAGCCAUGCCAAGAGAAGCCAGGACCAUUUCGAUGAAGGAUAACGUACCAGAGACAAUUAUGCCAAUCGCAUACGAGACGACUAUCUAA